UUCUUACUAGCAAUAACUAGGGAUUACAGUGGUUGUUCUAACUGCUAUUGCUCCCUCCCAUAGAUUUUACUAGUUUUUGUUUUUGUCCACCUCUUCAGUUGGAAGUCCAUUUUUGUCUCUGGGCAGCGCUUGCUUUUUGGUCCUUUUGUUUCUUUUACAUUUCUGAGUUGGGCAUACGUAGCAGUUACAAACAAUGAUUUAGCUGGGUAAUUCAAUUGGGAUGGCUUUCAAUCUGGGCAUGGAAUCUUUGGUGGGGUUAGCACGUGGUUUCUGUUGUUGAACUACUACUAAUGCUUAAAAAUGGGUAGGUGUUGAAUAUUUUGAACACAAAACUGCUCUUGUUGGAGGAUGCCAAAGCUAGGGUUUUUCCUUCCUUUAAUGCAGUUAAAAAGGUUUCCAGAGCAGAAUUUCGGCCAAAGAAUAAAUUACUGAUAUUGAAAAAAAAAGAAAAACAUUUUCAUUUCUUGAAUUUGUUCUGCGUUGUGGAAAGUCGUCAGAUUGGUUUUGGAGAAACCAAGAAAGAUUCGUGUUAAUGCAUCUUUCACUAUGGAAACCUAUAUCAUUCUGUGCAGCGUUGAUGAUGGACAAGAAGAGCAGGAGAGGAAAAGGUUCUUGGGUGGAGGAGGAGGAGGAGUGGGGUAAGGCAAAGCCAUCAACUCUCAAGAAUUUGCCGGAGAACAAACUAAGGGAGGCUCUUGAGGAGGCUUCUGAAGAUGGGUCAUUGGCAAAAUCACAUGAAAUUGAUUCUGAGUCUUUGAAUCAAGAUGGCUACUUGGGAAGGUCAAGAUCUCUUGCAAGGCUUAAUGCCCAGAAGGAAUUCUUGAGGGCAUCUGCUCUUUUGGCUGAUAGGACAUUUUGCACUGAAGAAUCCAUUCCUGACUUUAAUGAAGCCUUCGAUAAGUUCUUGACUUUGUACCCAAAGUUCCAAUGUUCAGAAAGAAUUGACCAAUUGAGAUCAGAUGAGUACAGUCACCUAUGUGAUCCAGGUGCAAAGGUAUGCCUUGAUUACUGUGGUUACGGGUUGUUUUCUUAUUUUCAAACGCUACAGUAUUGGGAUUCAUCUGCAUUUAGCUUAAAGGAAAUUACUGCAAAUUUGAGCAAUCAUGCACUUCAUGGGGGUGCAGAGGACGGUACUGUGGAGCAUGAUAUUAAAACCAAAAUUAUGGAUUACUUGAACAUUCCUGAGAAUGAGUUUGUACUUCUUUUUACUGUUAGUCGAGGAUCUGCAUUUAAAUUGCUGGCUGAAUCAUAUCCUUUCCAUUCGAACAAGAGGCUGUUGACUAUGUUUGACCAUGAGAGCCAGUCUGAGUUGGAUGGCUCAAUGUGCUAAAGAGAAGGGUGCAAAGGUGUACAGGGCCUGGUUUAAAUGGCCAUCCUUGAAACUCUGCUCUAGAGAGUUGAGAAAACAAAUUUCAAACAAGAAGAAAAGGAGGAAAGAUUCUGCAGUGGGGCUUUUUGUUUUCCCUGUUCAGUCAAGAGUUACAGGUUCCAAGUAUACAUACCAGUGGAUGGCAAUGGCACAGCAAAACAACUGGCAUGUAUGGCUGGAUGCUGGUUCACUAGGUCCUAAAGAUAUGGAUUCACUUGGUUUGUCCCUUUUCCGGCCAGAUUUCAUUAUUACAUCAUUCUACAAGGUAUUUGGUUAUGAUCCAACAGGGUUUGGAUGCCUUUUGAUAAAAAAAUCUGUGAUGGCAACCCUUCAAAACCAAACUGGUCGUACGGGGUCUGGGAUUGUGAGAAUUGUCCCUGAUUUUCCUCAGUACCUUGGUGACUCUCUGGAUGGCUUUGAUGGAUUAAUGGGCGUGGAAGAAAAGGCAGAUGACAAAAAUGAAAACACUGAACCAGAAAAGCCUGGAGGGCCGCAAUUGCCAGCAUUUUCUGGUGUUUAUACGGCCUCACAGGUCAGGGAUGUUUUUGAGACAGAGAUUGAUUAAGAUAACAGUUCAGACAGGGAUGGGGCAAGCACAGCAUUUGAGGAAGCCGAUAUCAUUUCAGUUGGGGAAGUUAUGAGGAGUCCAAUUUUCAGUGAAGACGAGUCAUCUGAGAACUCGUAUUGGAUUGAUUUAGGUCAAAGUCCAAUUGGGUCUGACAAAUCUAGUCAAUUAACCAAACAGAAAUCAGACUCACCUCUGCGGCCCUCAUUGUUUCCUGCCAGGAGAAACAAUGAGCAACUUUCUCUGAAGGUUACGUCUAAAUAUACGGAGAGUCCAAUACAUGAUGACAAGAGGUUAAGUUUCAGAAAGCCCGAAGAUCAUGUCUUAUCUUUUGAUGCUGCUGUGAAGCCGGUAUCACAGGACCUGGACCAUGUUAUGGGAAUCCCUGAAGAAGAAUCCCUUUCAGAAACAGAGCCAAAUUUGAAAAAGCUUGGAAACUAUGCUAAUGGCACAAAUAUCAGAGAGAUUCAGGAAGAAAAUGAAAGUUCUCUGGAAUCGAGGAUAGCAUGUUCUAGAUGGAGCUGUACUUCAAAUGGAUUUGGGGCAAAGCACAGAAAUUCAGGCUUACGGCAUAGCAAACUUGAGAUUUUGUCCACAUCUGAGCUUUGCCCAGAAAGAAAAGAAAGUGCCAUAAGAAGAGAGACAGAGGGUGAAUUUAGGGUCUUGGGGAGGAGAGAAAGGAAUGGAUACACUGGAGGCAGAUUUUUCGGACUGGAAGAUGGUGACAGAGUUGCUGGCAUGGGCUGUAGGGUAUCGUUUAGCUUGGAUGAUAGCCAGAUUGUAAAUCCAAAGUCCUCUUUUGAACCAGGGGAACCUUCUGUGAACAGUUUGGUUGAUGCUGAAUCCAUCCAUGACGGUGAAUAUGGUGAUGAGCAAUGGAAUGGAAGGGAGCCUGAGAUUUUCUGCCGCCAUCUUGACCAUGUUAACAUGUUAGGUCUUAACAGAACAACUCUCAGACUGAGGUAUCUGGUUAACUGGUUGGUUAUCUCGUUACUUCAGCUUCAGUUUCCCAGUUUUGACAAAGGUGUUAAAACAUCCCUCGUGCAAAUAUGAGAAAUUUC
Coffea arabica (coffee) is the source of this 2995-nucleotide messenger RNA. RefSeq lists its product as uncharacterized. Lineage: Eukaryota; Viridiplantae; Streptophyta; Magnoliopsida; Gentianales; Rubiaceae. The record is from RefSeq and is a predicted model, not a curated record.